CAGUCCUCAGGUGAGACUCGACCGCGGUACAGCUCUUCUCAGCCCUAUUGGGCCUUUGCCCUCAUUUUCAAUCUGGCCCUUAUCCAUGGGAUUUGGGCCGGGCUUGGUUCCUCGGGCCGUCGUUCUAGCUCAACAUAUCCGGCCCGUAAAACCUUUUCUAAAAAACGACACCGUGUGUUGGGUGGGGUUGAUUAGGCCCUGACAUGAAGAAAACCAGUUGGGAUAACCGCCGGCGCUACAUCACGCAACGCAACAGAAGAGUCGCUCAGACCGAAACACAUCAAGUAUUUCCCGGGAGCGAAAGAUAAAAACCAACCAACGGCUCUCUCUUUAAAACCUAAAAUUGUCUCUUACAUCUUUAUUAUGGAUUGGAUUACGAAACCCUAAAGCCGUAGGCAUAGGCGAGUUCCAAAUGCUCAAAAAACUCCACCAAUGCCAAUGGAACAAACCUCUUCUCUAUUUCCCAAUUCUCUCUUCCCUCCUCUUCUCCAAACCCUCCUCCUCCUCCUCCUCCGUCUCCGCCGCUAUGCUCCACCACCAAGACCAGGACCAAGACCAAGACCACCAGUUGAGGACAUUCGCCUUUGGAAGAUUUGUGGGCCCCCGUCCCCAUCUCUAUCCACCAGCUGAACUGGAUAGAAAGAUUUCACAGUUCUUGCUUUCCCAUGUUUUGGCGGGAAAAAGGAGCUUCAACGACUUGCACUCGCUUAUAUACCAAAUCGUCCAACAGGAAGGCUCUGGUUCUGCACCUUCAAUUUGUGAGCUGCUCUUGAAUAAUUUCCAGGGCUGGGAUUCGAAUGUUGUGGUUUGGGAUAUGUUGGCUUUUGCUUAUUUGAGAUUUCAGCUCGUGCAAGAUGCCCUCUUUGUUCUCGCCAAGAUGAAAGAUCUCAACUUGCGUGCAUCAAUACAAACAUAUAAUAGUCUGUUGCACAACUUAAGGCACACUGACAUCAUGUGGGAUGUGCAUAAUGAAAUCAAAGAUAGCGGAACUCCCGAGAAUGAGUACACUAAUUCCAUACUUAUACAUGGCCUAUGCGAGCAAUCCAGGCUACAAGAUGCAGUUUCGUUCUUGCAAAUUUCCGAAGGGAAGGAUACUGGUCUUUCUGUCGUUUCAUUCAAUACCAUCAUGACAAGGUUCUGUAAAUUGGGUUAUGUAGAUGUCGCAAAGUCAUUUUUUUGUAUGAUGCUCAAGUGUGGACUGCUUCCUGAUUCAUACAGUUACAAUAUUCUUAUUCAUGGAUUAUGUGUAGCAGGUUCCAUGGAAGAAGCCUUAGAGUUCAAAAAUGACAUGGAGAAGCAUGGGGUAGAGCCGGAUAUAGUAACCUACAACAUUCUUGCUAAAGGAUUUCAUCUACUUGGUUUGAUGGGUGGGGCUUGGAAGGUAAUCCAAGACAUGUUGCUUAAAGGGUUUAAUCCAGAUGUUGUUACAUAUACAAUUCUAAUGUGUGGGCAUUGCCAGAUAGGAAAUAUUGAGGAAGGCCUUAAGUUGCGGGAAGAGAUGCUUUCUCGGGGAUUUCAGUUGAGCAUCAUCUCAUACAGUGUAUUACUCAGCUGCUUGUGCAAAAGUGCACGGUUUGAAGAAGCAUUGAUAUUGCUUUAUGAAAUGGAAGCUCUUGGCUUGAAACCAGAUGUUAUAACAUACUCCAUCCUCAUUCAUGGCCACUGCAAGAAAGGAGAAGUCCAUAGGGCUAUCCUACUAUAUGAGGAAAUGUGCUUGAGGAGAAUCUGUCCAAAUUAUUUUACACACGGUGCCAUUUUAUUGGGUAUAUGUGAGAAAGGAAAUAUAUCAGAGGCAAGGAAGUAUUUUGAUAAUCUGAUAACAAGUGACUUGGUGGAGGAUAUAGUCCUGUAUAAUAUUAUGAUGGGCGGAUAUGUAAAACUUGGUAAUAUUGCUGAAGCUGUACAGUUAUACCAAAAAUUAACUGAAAAAAAGAUUACUCCUAGUAUUGUCACUUUCAAUACACUUAUUCAUGGAUUCUGCAAAAGCAAUAAACUAGAAGAGGCUUGGAGGCUCUUGGAUACCAUCAAGCUGCAUGGGUUGGUUCCAAGUGUGGUAACUUAUACCACUCUUAUGAAUGCAUACUGCGAAGUAGGAAACAUAGAUGGCAUGCUUGAAUUGCUCCGGGAGAUGGAAGAAAAAGCUGUAAUGCCUACUCAUGUCACUUACACUGUAGUUAUUAAAGGACUAUGCAAACAGUGGAAGUUGCAAGAAUCCGUCAAAUUACUUGAGGAUAUGUGUGCGAAGGGUCUGACUCCAGAUCAAAUUACAUAUAAUACUAUCAUCCAAUGUUUCUGCAAAGCUCGUGACUUGAGCAAAGCUUUUCAGUUACACGAUGAGAUGCUAUUGCAUAACCUGGAGCCUAGUCCUGUCACAUAUAAUGUCCUCAUCAAUGGUCUUUGUGUAUAUGGGGACCUGAAGGACGCUGACAAGCUAUUGCUGUCUCUUGAGGAUCAAAAGUACAAAAGGAUUUUAUGUGCAGCUGUAAUUGUCAAGUACCUUGGUCCCUCCUUAUUUGGAUAUCUCUCAGGUUGAAAGGAAGAAUAUCACAAUUGGCAUGAAUUAUGUACCUGCCUGGUUAUGUUCUUCCUGAAACUAGACUUGAUAUGGUAAGACAUCAAAAAGGUUGUACCUAGUGCACAAAACUCUCAAUUUUGUGGAGUCUGGGAGAGAUCGGGCCUUGGUGCAAUGGCAAGUGCCUUGAUAUGGACUGUUACCCUCUUUUGAUGGAUUAACGGUGAAUUGUGGAAUGGUGAAGCUUAGUAUCUCUAAAUGUGUGAGGUAUUAAUCAGCUAAGACUUAUAUACUUUUUUGCCAGUAAUAAUUUAGAAUAAUAUCCUCUAUUUUAGGCACUGUUAAUUUAGAAGUUACUAAGUUCUUGGUGUAAAAAUAAUUUGCCCAUGGGUUGCACACCAAAGUUGUUCAUGGCAUGUGGCCUACAGGAGACUUUUUGAAGGUAUAAAUGAUAUGGCUGUCUUCACACAGUCAGAUUUUCGCAAGCCAAAGCAGUUGAGAUUAUGACAAAUGUAUGUGAGACUAUAAAAUUAGAAGUAAUGAUGUUCCUGGUGGAAAAAACAUUGGCUAGAGUGCAUCAUGAAAGUUUUUCAUUCAACAUGGUGUAUAGGAGAGUGUGCCAAAGAUACAAGUCAGAUUCUGUUUUCAGACGGUCAGAUUAAGAUUAUCUCAAGUUCUUUUAUUAGGUGAUUAUUAUUGAUGUUCAUGGUUGAAUCCCCAAAGAUGUGAAGUGACAGAAAUUAUUAUGUACAUGGUGUAUUACAGACUUACAGUUCUCUCUAUUAACUAUAUGAAAAUGUGUGAAGAUUCCUGAGGAAUAGUGUUUGGUUGGUUUUAAAAAUUUGGUGAGUCUCUGUCUAAACGCACCGAUAUGUCGAGCAGCACAGAUGUUUUUGUUGUGCACCCACCAAAACUCACCAUUUUAUCACUAUUCUAGAAAAAGGCUAAAAUGAAGACCCAGUAGAAGAAGAGUAUGUUGGAGAGAGAAUGAAAUGACAGGAGUAGAAAGAGAAGAGAUGUGCUUCGACCUGCUCUGUAUGGCCCUAUUUGUUGCUUUCUGCGUUGAGAUUGAACGAGGGAGAGAGAGGAGUGCUAAUCACAUGAAUUCUCGGCUGAAAAUCUGGGACAAGGGAUGGGUCUUUUACCUUCUCCAUUUGCAUUAGGAGUUCUACAAGCAAAGCAUAUAUAGAUUCUUUCCAUUGGCUUCUCAUUCUUCUUCAUGAUAUCUAAACGCCCAAUUCAUUCAUCAUUCCUAUUUUAAAAUUUUUCCCCAAAAAAGAACACCAGAGACUGUUGAGGACCUCAUAGUUUCAAGCAAUUCGUUAGUUAUGAUCUGGUAUUACUCGGUCUGAAUUACUCGAAUUUAUAAAUUGAUAGAUUGAAAGGAUAAGAGCAGAGUAAAAGCUCAUGGCACUAAAUGCUGUCAGAUAUAUUGCAGGCCAACAUAUGCCUACUGUGAGGAAGGAAUGUUGUCCAGCAAAGAUUGCAAAAUGCCUGUAGUUGCUGCUGUAGAGGGUUGGAGGUGGCUUAGAAUUUGCGCUGGGAUGCUAAGCAUGUGUUGCAACACCAAGAACUCAAGUUGGCUUGCCUGAGCUGACUCUUGUACAUGAACACAUGCAGACAAUGGUGUUUUGUUUGCUUGAUGUCUCUUGGGUGACGAUGCCUAAGCAAGUGGUGGAGUUGCUGGUACACUAAAUUGAAAAGAAAAACAUCAAGAAAAUAUUUACUUGGGAAUAGUACUGUAAACAUCCUUCCUUGACCACACCAUUCAAAAUGGUAACUAGAUGAUUUUAAUUGCAGAAUUUAUGUUGUUAGUGAAUGAAUUCUCCUUUUGAAUAUGCUCUAUUAUGUUUUGAUAACUUAAAACAAAUGACAACUAUCUUUUACAAUAUCCAGUUAUGUGUUCAACUGAUGAAGUUGUUUCUAAUUUGUGAUGCAACUUAUGUGUUCGAUUCAUGAAGUUGUUUCUAAUUUGUAAUGCAAGCAGUUUCUCUUUUGUACAAUAGCAAUUCUAUGUUACUUAAUCAGUUUGUUCUUAUUUACUUUAAUUCUUUGAAAGUGUCUCAAUUUCUAAUAUUAUAACCAUUCCUUUUAAUCCUUUGUGUUUUGCUAAGGCCGUGUACCUUCUCUCCGGUGACUUUUGGAAUCAAUUUCCCUAGGUCCCAUUGGAAUCAAUUUCCCUAGGUCCCAUUGUUUUGAGAAAUCGUAGCCUACUUUGGCUAACAGUUUAUAUGCCUUUGGGUUGAACUGUUCUUUCUUCCGUUCACUUGGUAGAAUACCAUGUUUUGUCAGACUUUGUGAAGACCUCACGAAUCCAUUUAGUGGCUUUGAGGGCGAAGGAUUUGUGGAUGAAGUUAAAGGCAUAGCAUGAUUUUCUUUCAAUAUGGCUACAUCCUCCAUCGUGAGUUUUGUAGGUCUUCACAUGUCAACUGUAGAUUGAAGGCAUUCCGUGAAUGAUGAUUGUCCCUUCUUGCGGUGUGAUAAUGAUGCACUUGAUAACUCCACAGCAUGCUGGUAAGUCCGUUGCCAUAGCAUGUGGAAAACUGGUUCCAGGAGAGACACAGAAGGAGAAGAAGACGGCUACGGCAUCAUGAAACUUUUGACCAAAUUUUGCAAGCGUGCAAAACAGGCUGAAAGAAGACAAGAAGAUUGACCUCGUGGACCAAUAAUACUGCGAUUACAUUUAUAGUCCACUUGCCUAGCUAGGCUUGAAGUUACCAAGGGACACUGAUUCAGCUCGCAAGGGAAAAUUCCCGUGACACAACUUUGUGUACGAUACGUGGCGAGUUGUGCAUAGAGUGCCACAACUCGCUUGUAAAGGACCACAAUUUUCCCACUCUUUUAUAGAGCAAUAAGUUUAGAUUGGAUCGCCU
Quercus robur (English oak) is the source of this 5385-nucleotide messenger RNA. Its product is annotated as putative pentatricopeptide repeat-containing protein At1g13630. The record is from RefSeq and is a predicted model, not a curated record. Gene Ontology annotation, molecular function: protein binding. The transcript has 11 exons. Lineage: Eukaryota; Viridiplantae; Streptophyta; Magnoliopsida; Fagales; Fagaceae. The coding region runs from base 413 to 2533 and encodes 706 amino acids.